AAUUCGAUCAGAAAUCGAAGAAAUCACAAGCCCUAAAAAAACAAAAUUUCUCAGUUCUCUUCUUCUACGACAGAAUUGAAAUCGAUUUCGAAAAUUGGAUCUUCCUACGCAAUGAGUUCAAGUUCAGCGUCAUCGGGUGUUGUCCAAAACCGUGGUUUUCCGGUGAAGUGUUGGUGUGGAGAUGAUGUGACAAUCUUCACAUCGAAGAGUGUUGAUAAUCCGGGCAGACCUUUUUUUCGUUGUGAAACGAAAAGAGAUCCAAAGACGUGGACAAACAAAAAAGAUAGUCAUUUGUUUAAAUGGGUUGAGGAUGCUGUAUACGAAGAGGUUGAAGAUGUUUUACCAAAAUUUGUGAUCAUUGCAAAUGAGCUUAACAAAGCCAAAUCCGAGGCAAAUGAGCUAAUUGUGAUGAUACAUGAACUAAAAGAAGAAGCAAUGUUGAGUAAACAAGAAAUCUGCAAGUGGAAAGUGUGUUUGAAAAUAUGUUUUUUUGGCUUUGUUUGAUCAGCAUUUUCAUUCUUUACAUGAUGCUUGGUAAGGCAAAAAAAAAUGAAUUUGUUGUUGCUUAAUAGUGUAGGUCUAUCUAUCUUGUUGUCUUCGGCAAGCUUGUAAUGACAAUGUAGUAUUUGUGACUUUUAUGACUUUGUAAUGUUGGCUUUGUUGCUGUCUUAAUAAAACUUGUGAGUGUUUGGUCU
Arabidopsis thaliana (thale cress) is the source of this 695-nucleotide messenger RNA. Its product is annotated as GRF zinc finger protein. Lineage: Eukaryota; Viridiplantae; Streptophyta; Magnoliopsida; Brassicales; Brassicaceae. The transcript is spliced from 2 exons. Bases 112 to 504 code for a protein of 130 amino acids. Gene Ontology annotation, molecular function: zinc ion binding. The record is from RefSeq and is marked reviewed.